AAAAAGAUUGAGAUAGUUUCUAUGGAGUUCAUUAGACCUCUUUCUCCCACUCCCAAUCACCUUAGAUGUUUUGAAUACUCUUUUUUGGAUCAAAUGGCAAUAUCACUAUAUGCUCCCAUAGCUCUAUUUUAUCCUCCUCCUCCAAAUGUUGUUGAUGCAUCCUAUUCCUAUGAGCAAGCAAGGGUAAUCAAUUCGUCGAGAUUAUUCGUUCUGAAGAAAUCUCUGUCUGAAACUCUUGCUCGUUAUUACCCUUUUGCUGGUCGAAUCAAGGGCAUCUCAAUAGAAUGUAACGAUGAAGGAGCGCCUUUUUACGAGGCAUUUGCUCAUAAUUAUGAGUUCGAAAACGUUCUUAGAAAUCUUGAUGUAACCAAAGAUUUCCUCCCUAAUACUGUUGUGGAAAGUGGCUCUACAGUAUUUCAUAAUUCAACUUUAUAUCCCUUGCUUGUCCAAGUCACACUUUUCAAAUGUGGAGGUAUGGCUAUUUGUAUGUGUGCUUUUCAUAAAAUUGCUGACGGGGCCACAUUGUAUGGCCUCGCCAAUGCAUGGGCAACAACUGCCCGAGGUAGCUGCAAUGAAUUACCUGAAUUCGUUGCAGUUUCCAAAUUCUUACCACCACCUAUUCCGUAUGUUUCAAACGAACCAACUUUGCAGUCUCAGUUUGCCAAUUUCUUUUGUAAUGAACAACGUGUUUCUAAAUUGUUUACCUUCGAUGCUUCUACUAUAGCAUUGCUCAGGGAUAAGGCUGUGAGCGAUGAUGUACCCGUGCCCACACGGGUUGAAGCUGUAUCAGCUCUAAUUUGGAAAUGUGUCAUAAGAUCUAAUUCAGGUCCAUCAAAGUUGGCGAACCUAGUAAAUAUAAGAAGGCGAUUCGUCCCGCCAUUGCCAGACCAUUGUGUAGGAAAUGCCGUUGCAGUUGCCAUAGCAUGUAAAGGUGAAAACAAUGGGUCAGACUUGGCCACAUUGGUCUAUUGUAUAAGAAAAUCGUUGUCUCAACUGGGUUCCAAAUAUGUGGAUAAAAAAAGUCAAGAUGAAACGAUUUUCGCCAUUCCUCAUGACUUCAUGGAGCUAAUGGAAGGGCAAAUUCGAGGGGAGAUCGCGUUACAAGUUAGUAGCUUGUGUGGCUAUGGAUCAUACGCUGAUUUUGGUUGGGGAAAACCAUCAUGGGUAAGUUCAAAUCCAAGGAUAACGACAAAUACUCUUCGAUUGAUUGAUUCAGUGGAUUGUGGUGGAAUAGAUGCGCGAAUAUGCUUGAAAGAUAAAGAGAUUAUGUUAAAUUUUCAGCAAGAAUUAGAGCUGCAGCUGGCUUUGCAUUUGUAUUAGUUGAUAUUGAUACUAUACUGUUGUUGUUUAUGCAUGUGGGUACUUCUCUUUUUCACUAUCCGUUCAGUUGAAGAUCUAUUGAAAACAACUUCUCUACCUUUUCAAAGAUAGGAACAACAUCUGUAUACGCCGAGCUUUUUUGUUGUUUUUCAAAAGGGCUCACAAUUUGGCAA
This is a messenger RNA of Capsicum annuum, 1493 nucleotides long. RefSeq names its product vinorine synthase-like. The transcript has a single exon. The record is from RefSeq and is a predicted model, not a curated record. Lineage: Eukaryota; Viridiplantae; Streptophyta; Magnoliopsida; Solanales; Solanaceae. The coding region runs from base 22 to 1320 and encodes 432 amino acids.